Periophthalmus magnuspinnatus is the source of this 1341-nucleotide messenger RNA. Its product is annotated as afadin- and alpha-actinin-binding protein. The record is from RefSeq and is a predicted model, not a curated record. Bases 124 to 1263 code for a protein of 379 amino acids. The transcript has 11 exons. Lineage: Eukaryota; Metazoa; Chordata; Actinopteri; Gobiiformes; Gobiidae.
AUAGGGCUUUCUGAACCUAGGGACCAUAGCCCCAUCAGUCCUCUGCACGACAGUGCCAUCUGGUGGAAUGACAGAGAAGGGCAAACGGACAGUGGAGAUUCGCUCAGGGGACAGCUUAAGGCAAUGGAUGACCACGUGUACAGACUUCAAGACAUGCUAAAAUGUGAACGGACCAAAUGCAGUCGGCUGCAGCUACGAUGUAACCAGCAGGAGGCAGAGUUGAGGCGCAGAGAGCAGAACAUGAACAAGAUGAAGGAGAGGCUGUCACUCUUCACUGACAGACACAAAGACAAAGCCUCCACAAUUAAAAUCUUGAACAUUCUACCAAGUGUUAGGGGGAAACGAGAACAGCCCUUGGCAAAUAGAAAACAAGAGGAAGGGGCAGUUCGUCUGAUGCUAGAGCGCAGAGAAGCAGAGCUCAGGGAGGCUAUGAAGCUGCGCCACAGUCUCACCUCUCUGCUACACGCCCUCAGAUGUGACAUGGAGCAGACACUGUCUGUACUUGAAGGCUGUAAAGAUGAGACUCAUUAUGUGGACAAAAGGCUGGACCAGGCAGAGCAAGCACUUGGGGGCCAUGUGACAGGAGGUGUAGUGCACAGCUGGAGACAAGUGCAAAAAAAACUGGGCUCAUUCAUAUGUGAAGGCACAACUGAGUUUGGUACAGAUCAUGAUAAGAUCAUGGCACAGCUAGAAAUUGAACUGAAAGAAAGUCAACGACUUGUUCAAAUGCAACAGCAACUUCUGCAGGGUAGCAUUGAAUCACCUGUCCCAUCAGAACUGGGUGAUUGCUAUUUUAUAGAAGAGUGGGACCGUCUCCAGGAGUGCUGGACUGAGUUCAAAGUCCAGAGGAGGACUUUUGAAAAGGAGAGACAGGCUUUUACUGAUGCUGCUAUCCGUCUGAGCCACGAGCGCCGUGAUUUUGAGCAGGAGAAAGCCUUACUUCUGAAACAGCAAUUCCUAUGUGAUUCUCCUGUUUUUGAGAAAGUGACACAGUCCAGCAACAGGAGAGAGAGUAUUGGCCUUAACUUGCCUGGGUUUAAGCCUCUCAAUACACCUGGAUGUCACAUGGCUUUCACCCCAACAACAGUGGCCCAGAGGGGGGAUGUUACAGGGUAUCCCAGAAUGAUGAGGGUUCAGACUCCCAGCACCCCUGAGCUUUACUCUGCACUCAACCUAUCAUAUAACCAGUGUGGGGGUGCUGAAGAUGAUACAUGGGACACUAGGACCAGCCCAGUGGUCGUGCAAUUAAACUGGUCAUUUUAACAAAUUGAUUGCAAGUAGUUAUUUAAGUUAUUUGUAUGCAACUGAUCUUCAACAUUUUAAUAAAGAAUUUAUUGUUCC